Messenger RNA from Pisolithus orientalis, 627 nucleotides. RefSeq lists its product as uncharacterized. Bases 1 to 627 code for a protein of 208 amino acids. The transcript has 6 exons. The record is from RefSeq and is a predicted model, not a curated record. Lineage: Eukaryota; Fungi; Basidiomycota; Agaricomycetes; Boletales; Pisolithaceae.
AUGGCCACCCCCGCUCGCCAGUGGCGAAUACUACUCUCCUGCGAGUCUCAGGCUCGUCGCAGGCCGACAAUAGGUCGCGUAGAUAAGCCUAAGGGCUGUGGAACUCCAACGGCUGUGAACUUGUUUUACACCGCUUCGGUAGUAUUAGGCCUCAAAUGUUCCACGCGCUCUCUUGUCCAGUCCCCCGGGUGGUCAUGGGUCUUGGAUUAUUUCGGACAGCGGGCUUCCGACGCCAAGAGGCCUGAGACACCGGCGUGUCCCCGGACAGAUUUUGGCUACGGAAUAGCUUGUCCACCAGAGUCUAUGAUCCGUGUGGAUACUCGACAUAUCCAUAGACCGAACAAUUCCCGGAGACUUGACCUGGCCAGAGUGGUUCGUGCGGUUCGCGUACGGCAUUCGAGGACUGUUAAUGUUGGCCGAUUCACUGCAAAAGUCACAACAUCUACUGCUCUACACGACAAGUACAAUGCACUGAAACCCAUAUGCCAUCAUAUUCUUUUGGCAAUUGGCGUUUUCGGAGCGACGCCCGGCGGAAUGCUAAGAAAGCAGGAGGUUGGGGUUGAGAAGCCUGAAGUUGGCGCCUUUCCCGAACCUAUUGAUCAAGCUAUCAACGUGGAGUUUCUCUAG